UUCAAUUAUCCUUCUGUUUCUUUGUGAAUAGACUUUUUGGAUCAACACCUGUGAUUUGUAUCAUUUUGGCAUUUUGCCUCGUGUCUAAAUAGCUUCAAGGCGGCUGGCCACUUGUCCUUGUGACACCACUUACACGACCCAUACCGUACCACCAACUCACAUCCCACAACCAUGAAGAACCUCUUCUUUCCUCUUACCGCCCUCCUCUUCGGCUCAAGCCUCGCUGCAGAUGUCACAAUCACAGCUCCAGUAUCCAUUCCCUCCAAUGAGCCUGAAUACAAAGAAGGCAAAUCCUUCACAUCUGCCGUUCUAAACAGCACCAACUUCUAUCGCGAGGAACACAACGCAACAGCACUAAAAUGGAACAAAACACUCGAGGGGUUCGCGACAGACUACCUCGACGACAACGAUGACUGUGACUUUGAGCACUCUGGUGGACCCUAUGGUGAGAACCUGGCUAUAGGUUAUCCCAAUGUUACAGCGAGCGUCGAGGCUUGGGGUGAUGAGCGUGAUGAGUACAAUUUCGACAAGGCUAAGUUUAGCAAGAAGACGGGUCACUUCACUCAGCUUGUAUGGAAGGAUACUACGACUGUUGGAUGCGGAAGAAAGCUUUGCGGUGAACGAGGCUGGUUUCUUGUUUGUGAGUACUGGCCCAGGGGUAAUGUCGAGGGUCAGUUCAAGGAAGAGGUUUCGAAAGAGGAGGGCGGUGCCUUUAGUACAAGACCUGGUCUUGGUAUUGCUUUGUUAUCAUUUAUUGGGUAUCUGCUUGUUGUCGUAUAGGCAUAUCAUGUCGUUUUUCAGCGUUGGGUAGGCAUACGAGAUAUAUGAUGGAUGACGGGACUCAUGCUGGGCAUGAGCUAUGUUGGUUACGCUAUUACGAUUCUUUCCCAUCUCAUUAUAGAUUGAUAUAGUUUCUGAUCUUAUAUAUUCCGUCUCUUAUAUUCC
This is a messenger RNA of Fusarium redolens, 945 nucleotides long. Its product is annotated as CAP domain-containing protein. The record is from RefSeq and is a predicted model, not a curated record. The transcript has a single exon. Gene Ontology annotation, cellular component: extracellular region. The coding region runs from base 172 to 780 and encodes 202 amino acids. Lineage: Eukaryota; Fungi; Ascomycota; Sordariomycetes; Hypocreales; Nectriaceae.